GAUAAUGAAACAAAAUUCAUAAAAUUCAUAGAAUUAGUAAUUUGUUACCAAAACGUACAAUGAUAUCCCCUUCACUAUUUAUAAUCGUUAUUAAGGAAUUAAAUUAUUGGGUGCAGGAUCAUAUGGAACAGUUUUGUUAGCUUUGGAUAUCUAUACAAAUACUAAAGUUGCAAUAAAAAAAUUAAAUCCAUUGGAGGAUAUAAUAGAUGCCAAAAGAAUGUUAAGAGAAAUAAGAAUAUUAAGAGCAUUGAAUCAUCCUAAUAUUGUAGCUAUUAAAGCUGCUAUAUAUGAUAACUCAUCAUAAGAGAGUGACUAUUUUGGCACAGUCUAUUUAGUAUAAGAAUAUUAUUAGGCUGAUCUUCACAGAGUUCUUAAAAACCCAAAAGAUUUAACAGAUGAUCAUAUACAAUUUAUAAUGUAUUAUUAUGCAUCUUAAGAUAGGUAUUAAUUAACUAAAGCAGUGGCAUAUUUACAUUCAGCUUCUAUUAUACAUAGAGAUAUUAAACCAUCAAAUAUAUUAGCAAAAGAUGAUUGUUCAAUAAGUUUAUGUGAUUUUGGUCUAUCAAGAUAAAUAGAAGAAUAUGAAGAAGAAGAUAAUAAAAAAGCAUAAAAUUUUACAGAAUAUGUUGUUACAAGUAUAAACAUACUUUUAUUUUUAUAGGAUAUUAUAGAGCACCAGAAAUCAUGGUCUCUUCUCAAUAAUAUUCAUUUCCAAUAGACAUAUGGUCAUUAGGUUGUACUUUUGCUGAAAUGUUAAAUGAAGGAAAGGUAAUUUAUAAAUAUAAAUACUAUCAGGUUCUCUUUAAAGGCAAAACUUAUGUAUAAAUGGUUAAAGUGAUCUUUGAAAUACUUGGUAAACCAAUCUAAGAAGAUUUGGAUUAAUUUAUUAAGAAUAAAAAUGCUAUGGAGUUUGUCUAAUCUUUACCAAGUGUUCCACCAUAAUCAAUUAAAAAAUAAAUUGAUUAUUCAAAUCCUUUAGCUAUUGAUUUAUUAGAUAAAAUGCUUGUGAUUAAUCCUCAUAAAAGAAUCACUGCUUAAGAAGUAUCAUAAAUCCUUUAAUCAGGCCUUAAAUCAUCCUUAUUUUACAGAAAUUAGGGAAAAAACAGAAGAAUCAUCAUAUUAAGGACAUGCUGAUUUUUCAUUUGAAAAUGAUGACACUAUAAGUUUUGAACAAAUGAAAAUAAUGAUUCUUGAAGAACUUAAUAAAUUAGGUGAAAAAAUAGAUAUUCAUGAUGAAAUUGAUAGAUUAAAAUAACUUAGAGAAAAGAGAAGAGCAUAAAAGUUAAAAAAAUGAUUAUAUGUAUUAUUCAUUAUAAGGC
Paramecium sonneborni is the source of this 1319-nucleotide messenger RNA. The record is from the annotation of a GenBank genome assembly. Lineage: Eukaryota; Ciliophora; Oligohymenophorea; Peniculida; Parameciidae.